Physeter macrocephalus (sperm whale) is the source of this 14234-nucleotide messenger RNA. It is a transcript of the gene MUC5B, whose product is annotated as mucin 5B, oligomeric mucus/gel-forming. Gene Ontology annotation, cellular component: extracellular matrix. Lineage: Eukaryota; Metazoa; Chordata; Mammalia; Artiodactyla; Physeteridae. The record is from RefSeq and is a predicted model, not a curated record. The transcript is spliced from 57 exons. The coding region runs from base 1 to 13011 and encodes 4336 amino acids. Gene Ontology annotation, molecular function: protein binding.
AUGGAGCCGGGUCGGUCCGGCGCCCCCCCGCCCCCCAGCCGUCCUGUGCUCAGACACAGCAGGUUUGGGGUGAGGACGCCCAGUGGCUACGAGAGCCAGAGCCAGAGGAGGGAACGGCCGGGGGGAGUGUGGCUGGGGGGCUGCACCGACCGGGCCCCCCAGAACCUGCCCUCCCAGUCGGGGGAGCAGGCCUUCGUGGCUCCCGCCGGGGGCAGGAUGGGUGCCCAGCGCGGGUGCCGGGCCCUGGCGUGGGCCCUUGUGGUCCUGCCCUUGGUGCAGAAGGCAGGUAAGGCCUCAGCCCUCACCGCACCUCGUGGGCCCCCGCAGGCCACUCGCCUGCGUGUCUCCCGCCGAGAGCGCAUAGCGCGUCCUCCGUGGGCCCUGCACGCCCCCGACUCCUGCCCCCCUGGAGCGCCCAGCCUGCGUUGGGAGAAGCGAGGUCCCCCUGGGGAAACUGGGGGUCUCAGCCUCCGGGAUGGGACGGGGGCGCUCUGGGGCUGGCGCGGGGUCACGGCCCUCACGGCGGCCCCGUCCAACGCUGGCCCUGCUCCUGGAGCCGUGACUGCCCUGCGGCCUUUCUCAUCCUCCUCACCUGACUGCCGCCUGUCUGGCCCUGUGGCACUCCAAGCGGGGAAGCACCACCCCAGCGUGAUGGGGUGGUCAACAGUGGGCAUUUCUCUGGCCAAGCGCUGGACCCAGGUUCACUGGGCGGCCACCUGGCCCAAGGAGGGUGUGCCAUGUGAGCCUGUCCGUGUGAACCCCCCUGAUUUCUCGACCAUGGGAGACCCAGGGCAGCACGGGGCAGAGCUGGAUGAGUCAGGAGGCCACCAUGAACGGCUGGCCAGCGAGGAGGACGGGGGUCCCGGGAAGGGGUGUCCCGGCCGGUCCCUGCCCGGCCAUGCUCGGCUGGGAGCCAUCCCUGUAGCUGGGUCUCCUGGGGGCUGGGACGCGGGUGCCGGUGUCAGGGGUCCCAGGGAGAAUCCGGAGCAGAGGGGAGUGAGGAAGGGGGCGGCGGCUCCCCACCCCGAAACCGGGGGCCUGGUCCCAGGGAAGGCUGCCCUCCCCCACCGCGCACUCCCCACAGCCCUGAACGCGGCGCUCGGCGGGCGGGUGUGCAGCACGUGGGGCGACUUCCACUACAAGACCUUCGACGGCCACGUCUUCCGCUUCCCCGGGCUGUGCAACUACGUCUUCUCCGCGCACUGCGGGGCCGCCUACGAGGACUUCAACCUCCAGCUCCGCCGCGGCCUGGUGGGCUCCAGGCCCACGGUCACCCACGUCAUCCUCAAGACGCAGGGGCUGGUGCUGGAGGUCUCCAACGGGUCCAUCCUGGUCGACGGGCGGCGGGAGGAGCUGCCCUACAGCCGCGCGGGCCUCCUGGCGGAGGAGAGCAGUGCCCAUGUCAGGGUCGACAUCCGGCUGAUGCUGACCUUCACGUGGAACGGAGAGGACAGCGUCCUGCUGGAGCUGGACCCCAGGUACGCCAACCAGACCUGCGGCCUGUGCGGGGACUUCAACGGACUCCCGGCCGUCAACGAGCUCUAUGCCCACAAUGCCAGGCUGACCCCUCUACAGUUUGGGAACCUGCAGAAGCUGGACGGGCCCACGGAGCAGUGCCAGGACCCCCUACCCUCCCCAGCUGACAACUGCACAGAUGGGGAGGGCGUCUGUCACCGCAUCCUGCUGGGCCCAGCCUUUGCUCAGUGCCACAGGCUGGUGGACGCCGAGGUGUACGUGGCCACCUGCACCCAGGACCUGUGCCGCUGCCCCUCCUGCCCAUGUGCCACCUUCGCGGAGUACUCUCGCCAGUGUGCCCACGCCGGGGGACAGCCGCAGAGCUGGAGGGGCCCUGACCUCUGCCCCCAGACGUGCCCCCUGAACAUGCAAUACCAGGAGUGCGGCUCACCCUGCGCGGACACCUGCUCCAACCCUGAGCGCUCCCAGCUCUGCGAGGACCACUGCGUCGACGGCUGCUUCUGCCCCCUAGGCACGGUGCUGGACGAUGCCACCCACACGGGCUGCCUGCCCCUGCGGCAGUGCCCCUGCAUGCACGGCGGCCGCCCCUACGCCCCGGGGGCCUCCUUCACCACCAGCUGCAGCUCCUGCACCUGCUCCGGGGGGCUAUGGCAGUGCCAGGACCUCCCGUGCCCGGGCAUCUGCUCCGUCCAGGGCGGGUCCCACAUCUCCACCUACGACGAGAAGCUCUAUGAUGUGCACGGGGACUGCAGCUACGUCCUAACCAAGAUAUGUGCGGGCAACGCCCUCACCGUGCUGGCCGAGCUGCGGAAAUGCGGCCUGACAGACAACGAGAACUGCCUCAGGACAGUGAUGCUGAGCUUGAACGGAGGGGACACGACCAUCCAGAUCCAGGCCAACGGCGGGGUGUUCGUGAACUCCAUCUACACGCAGCUGCCCGUGUCAGUGGCCAGCAUCACCGUCUUCAGGCCGUCCUCCUUCUUCAUCCUGGUGCAGACGGGCCUCGGGCUGCAGCUGCAGGUGCAGCUCGUGCCCCGCAUGCAGGUGUUCCUCAGGCUGGACCCCUCCUACCAGGGCCAGAUGUGUGGCCUGUGCGGGAACUUCAACCAGAACCAGGCCGACGACUUCCGGACCACCAGCGGCGUGGUGGAGGGCACGGCCGCCGCCUUCGCCAACACCUGGAAGACCCAGGCCGCCUGCCCCAACGUCAAGAACAGCUUCGAGGACCCCUGCUCCCUCAGCGUGGAGAACGAGAACUACGCUCGGCAGCGAUGCUCCCUGCUGACCGACCCUGCCGGGGCCUUCUCAUCCUGCCACUCUGUCGUCAACCCUGGGCCCUUCCACUCGAACUGCAUGUUUGACACGUGCAGCUGUGAGAAGAGCGAAGACUGCAUGUGUGCGGCCCUGUCCUCCUACGUGCGGGCCUGCGCCGCCCGGGGCGUGCUGCUCGGCGGCUGGCGGGACGGCGUGUGCAACAAGUACGUGAGCAGCUGCCCCAAGACCCAGAGCUACGCCUAUGUGGUGGACAGCUGCCAGCCCACCUGCCGCUCCCUAAGCCAGGCCGAUGUCACCUGCGACGUGGCCUUCGUGCCCGUGGACGGCUGCACCUGCCCCUCGGGCACCUUCCUGGACGACACCGGUGACUGCGUGCCCGCCGAGGCCUGCCCCUGCUACGCCCGUGGCUCCGUGCUGGCUCCAGGGGAGGUCCUGCACGACAAUGGUGUGGUGUGUUCAUGUGCGGGCGGGAAGCUGAGCUGCCUGGGAGCCGUGGAGCAGAGCACAGCGUGCGUGGCCCCCAUGCUGUUCCUGGACUGUAGCAACACCUCCGCGGACACGCCCGGGGCCGAGUGUGUGCGGAGCUGCCACGUGCCGGACGGGGACUGUUUCAGCGCGCACUGUGUGCCGGGCUGCGUCUGCCCCGCGGGGCUGCUGGCCGAUGGGAGCGGGGGCUGUGUGGCCGAGGAGGACUGCCCCUGCCUGCACAACGAGGCCGCCUACAAGCCCGGGGAGGCCGUCAGGGUCGGCUGCAACACCUGCACCUGCAGGGGCCGCAGGUGGGAGUGCAGCCACCAGCCCUGCCUGGGCACCUGCGUGGCCUACGGGGACGGCCACUUCAUCACCUUUGACGGCGAGCGCUACAGCUUUGAGGGGAGCUGUGAAUACACGCUGGUCCAGGACUACUGUGUGGGCAACAACGCCAGCAACGGGAACUUCCGCAUCGUCACCGAGAACGUCCCCUGCGGGACCACAGGCGUCACCUGCUCCAAGGCCAUCAAGAUCUUCCUGGAGAACUUUGAGCUGAUCCUCCACGAGGGCGCCUACAAGGUGGUGCAGAGGGGGCCAGGCGGAGACCCGCCCUACAAGAUCCGUUACACGGGCAUCUACCUGACCAUCGAGACCCGCAGUGGCAUGGUCGUGUCCUGGGACCGGAAGACCAGCGUGUUUAUUCGGCUGCACCAGGAGUACAAGGGGAGGGUCUGCGGGCUGUGCGGGAACUUUGACGACAACGCCCUCAACGACUUCACCACGCGGAGCCAGUCCGUGGUGGGCGACGCGCUGGAGUUCGGCAACAGCUGGAAAUUCUCCCCGUCCUGCCCGGACGCCCAGGCCCCCAGGGACCCCUGCGCCGCCAACCCGUACCGCAAGUCCUGGGCCCAGAAGCGAUGCAGCAUCAUCAAUGGCGCCGCCUUCCGCGCCUGCCGUUCUCAGGUCGACUCCACCAGGUACUACGAGGCCUGCGUGAGCGACGCGUGCGCCUGCGACUCGGGGGGCGACUGCGAGUGUUUCUGCACGGCCGUGGCCGCCUACGCCCAGGCCUGCCGCGACGCGGGCGUGUGCGUGGCCUGGCGGACCCCGGACGUCUGCCCCCUCUUCUGCGACUACUACAACCCGCACGGGGGGUGCGAAUGGCAUUACCAGCCCUGCGGGGCCCCCUGCCUGAGGACCUGCCGGAACCCGCGCGGCCAGUACCUGCACAACGUCCGCGGCCUGGAAGGCUGCUACCCCAAGUGCCCGUCAGAGGCCCCCAUCUUCGAUGAGGACCAGAUGCGAUGUGUAGCUUCAUGCCCAACCCCGACCCCACCACCGCCCUGCCGCGUCCAGGGCAAGUCCUACCGGCCGGGCUCCGCGGUGCCCUCGGAAGAGAACUGCCACCGCUGCGUUUGCACCGAGAGCGGCGUGCAGUGCACCUACGACUCUGAGGCCUGUGUCUGCACCUACGAUGGGAGGCGCUUCCAUCCCGGGGAAGUCAUCUACCACACGAUGGACGGCACGGGGGGCUGCAUCUCCGCCCGCUGUGGGGCUAACGGCACCAUCGAGAGGAGGGUCGAAGGCUGCACCCCUACCACCCCCACCCCCCAAACCACCUUCUCCUUCUCUACAUCCCUGCACGUCGUGAGCUCGACGCUUCCACCCAGCACACGCCCCAGCCCUUCCGAAAGCACAGCGCACACCCCGGGCACGUCCUCUGGAUCAACGCCUCCCACAGCCUCCGCGCUGCCCUCGUCCCGGUCCCCCUCUCCCACUGCCACCGCAUCCACUGCCACAGCCCCCACUGCCACCGCAUCCACUGCUGCACUCACCACUGUGGCCACCUCUACAGCCUACACUGCCACGACCUCCACUGCCAGAGCCCCCACUGCCACCGCAUCCACUGCUACACUCACCACUGUGGCCACCUCUACAGCCCCCAUGGCUACCGCUUCCACUGCCACAGCACCCAAUGCCACCACCUCCACUGCCACAGCUCCCACUGCCACCGCAUCCACUGCCACAGCCCUCACUACAGCCCCCACUGCCACCACAUCCACUGCCACAGCCCCCACUUCCACCGCAUCCAUUGCUACACUCACCACUGUGGCCACCUCUACAGCCCCAACUGCCACAACCUCCACUGCCAUAGCCACCACUUCCACUGCAUCCACUGCCACCGCAUCCACUGCUACACUCACCACUGUGGCCACCUCUACAGCCCGCACGGCCACCGCACCCACUGCCACAGCCCCCACUGCCACGACAUCCACUGCCACAGCCCCCACUGCCACCGCAUCCACUGCCACACUCACCACUGUGGCCACCUCUACAGCUACCACUGCCACGACAUCCACUGCCACCUCAUCCACUGCUACACUCACCACUGUGGCCACCUCUACAGCCCCCACUGCCACAAACUCCACUGCCAUAGCCCCCACUGCCACUGCAUCCACUGCCACAGCCCCCACUUCCACCGCAUCCACUGUUACACUCACCACUGUGGCCACCUCUACAGCCACCACUGCCAUGACAUCCACUGCCACAGCCCCCACGGCCACCGCAUCCACUGCCACAGCCCUCACUGCCACCGCUUCCACUGCCACAGCCCCCACUGCCACCACCUCCACUGCCACAGCCCCCACUGCCACCGCAUCUACUGCUACAGUCAACACUGCCACCGCAUCCACUGGUACAGUCACCACUGUGGCCACCUCUACAGCAGCCACCUCCACUGCCACAGCCCCCACCCCUAUAGCCCCCACGUCCCCCACCGCCACUGCCACAGCCACCACUGCCAUAACCUCCACUGCUAUAGUCACCACUGCAGCCACCUCCACUGCUGCCACAGCCCCCACGUCCCCCACUGCCUCCAGCACCACCACUGCUAUGUCACCAGCCACGCAGCCCAGGACAUGGCCAGGGAGCACAGGGGUGACCAGGUCCCCCGCCAGCAGAGCCACACCAGCACCUUCACUUUCCAUGGGACUGACCACCCAAGUAACAUCCUUGAGGCCCAGCCACACAGGCACAACCCCAGGGUCUGCCACGUCGGUCCUCCCGACUCACACAGCCUCAAGGGGGCCGCCCCCGAUGUUGGUGACGACGCAGACCUCCACGUCUCAGCUGCUGAUGAGAACAGCAGUGGACACAACGGGCACCACCUCCACGGGCCCGCUGUCCACCUCGCACCCUAAUACCGGCACGCCGGGAACCAGGGUGUCGACAGCCACCACUGGGGCCACCACCAGCCAGGGCACAACCAGCUGUCAACCCAAGUGCCAAUGGACAGAGUGGUUUGAUGUGGACUUCCCCAGAUCGGGGGUCAGGGGCGGAGACAUGGAGACCUAUGACAACAUCCGGGCCGCGGGCGGCACGAUGUGUCAGCAGCCGCAGAAGAUUGAAUGCCGGGCGGAGAGCUACCCCGAGGUGAGCGUCGAUCAGAUCGGGCAGGUGCUCAGCUGCAGCCUGGAGGCCGGGCUGGUCUGCAGGAACGAAGACCAGAGGGGGAAGUUCACCAUGUGCUUCAACUACAACAUCCGCGUGUACUGCUGCGAUGACGUCCGGCACUGCUCCACCACGGCUACCACACCCCUCACCUCCACCGCACCGCCCACCACCAGCAGCUCCACAGCCACGCUGCCACGGCCCUCGACCUCUGCCACGACCCAGACCCAACCCACCUCCACCGCACCGCCCGCCACCGGCAGCUCCACGGCCACAGUGCCACGGCCCUCGACCUCUGCCACGACCAAGACCCCACCGCCCUCCACCGCACCGCCCGCCCCCGCCCCCACUGCCACCACCUCCACUGCCACAGCCCCCACUGCCACCGCAUCUACUGCUACAGUCAACACUGCCACCGCAUCCACUGGUACAGUCACCACUGUGGCCACCUCUACAGCAGCCACCUCCACUGCCACAGCCCCCACCCCUAUAGCCCCCACGUCCCCCACCGCCACUGCCACAGCCACCACUGCCAUAACCUCCACUGCUAUAGUCACCACUGCAGCCACCUCCACUGCUGCCACAGCCCCCACGUCCCCCACUGCCUCCAGCACCACCACUGCUAUGUCACCAGCCACGCAGCCCAGGACAUGGCCAGGGAGCACAGGGGUGACCAGGUCCCCCGCCAGCAGAGCCACACCAGCACCUUCACUUUCCAUGGGACUGACCACCCAAGUAACAUCCUUGAGGCCCAGCCACACAGGCACAACCCCAGGGUCUGCCACGUCGGUCCUCCCGACUCACACAGCCUCAAGGGGGCCGCCCCCGAUGUUGGUGACGACGCAGACCUCCACGUCUCAGCUGCUGAUGAGAACAGCAGUGGACACAACGGGCACCACCUCCACGGGCCCGCUGUCCACCUCGCACCCUAAUACCGGCACGCCGGGAACCAGGGUGUCGACAGCCACCACUGGGGCCACCACCAGCCAGGGCACAACCAGCUGUCAACCCAAGUGCCAAUGGACAGAGUGGUUUGAUGUGGACUUCCCCAGAUCGGGGGUCAGGGGCGGAGACAUGGAGACCUAUGACAACAUCCGGGCCGCGGGCGGCACGAUGUGUCAGCAGCCGCAGAAGAUUGAAUGCCGGGCGGAGAGCUACCCCGAGGUGAGCGUCGAUCAGAUCGGGCAGGUGCUCAGCUGCAGCCUGGAGGCCGGGCUGGUCUGCAGGAACGAAGACCAGAGGGGGAAGUUCACCAUGUGCUUCAACUACAACAUCCGCGUGUACUGCUGCGAUGACGUCCGGCACUGCUCCACCACGGCUACCACACCCCUCACCUCCACCGCACCGCCCACCACCAGCAGCUCCACAGCCACAGUGCCACGGCCCUCGACCUCUGCCACGACCCAGACCCAACCCACCUCCACCGCACCGCCCGCCACCGGCAGCUCCACGGCCACAGUGCCACGGCCCUCGACCUCUGCCAUGACCCAGACCCCACCCACCUCCACCGCACCGCCGGCCACCGGCAGCUCCACGGCCACAGUGCCACGGCCCUCGACCUCAGCCACGACCCAGACCCAACCCACCUCCACCGCACCGCCCGCCACCGACCCAACCCACCUCCACCGCACCGCCCGCCACCGGCAGCUCCACGGUCACGCUGCCAUGGCCCUCGACCUCUGCCAUGACCCAGACCCAACCCACCUCCACCGCACCGCCUGCCACCGGCAGCUCCAUGGCCACAGUGCCACGGCCCUCGACCUCUGCCACGACCCAGACCCAACCCACCUCCACCGCACCGCCCGCCACCGGCAGCUCCACGGCCACAGUGCCAUGGCCCUCGACCUCUGCCACGACCAAGACCCCACCGACCUCCACCGCACCGCCCGCCACCGGCAGCUCCACGGCCACAGUCUCCACGGUCACGCUGCCAUGGCCCUCGACCUCUGCCGUGACCCAGACCCAACCGACCUCCACCGCACCGCCCGCCACCGGCAGCUCCACGGCCACAGUGCCACGGCCCUCGACCUCUGCCGUGACCCAGACCCAACCCACCUCCACCGCACCGCCCGCCACCGGCAGCUCCACGGUCACGCUGCCGUGGCCCUCGACCUCUGCCAUGACCCAGACCCAACCCACCCCCACUGCACCGCCGGCCACCGGCAGCUCCACGGUCACGCUGCCGUGGCCCUCGACCUCUGCCACGACCCAGACCCAACCCACCUCCACCGCACCGCCCGCCACCGGCAGCUCCACGGUCAUGCUGCCGUGGCCCUCGACCUCUGCCGUGACCCAGACCCAACCCACCUCCACCGCACUGCCCGCCACCGGCAGCUCCACUGUCACGCUGCCAUGGCCCUCGACCUCUGCCGUGACCCAGACCCAACCCACCUCCACCGCACCGCCCGCCACCGGCAGCUCCACGGCCACAGUGCCACGGCCCUCGACCUCUGCCACGACCCAGACCCAAUCCACCUCCACCGCACCGCCCGCCACCGGCAGCUCCACGGCCACGCUGCCACCCAACCCACCUCCACCGCACCGCCCGCCACCGGCAGCUCCACGGCCACAGUGCCAAGUCCCUCGACCUCUGCCGUGACCCAGACGGGUGCCCCCACCACGGCCCCUCCAACUGCUUACUUGCACAUGUCCACCUUCGGGACCACCCUGCUCCCCACCCCCCUGACGACCAACACUAGGGCUACCACCUACACCCGCUCCCUGCACCCCACGGCCUCUCCUCAGGUCACAGAGCUCCCCACCAGGCCCUUCGAGACCACACCCGGACUCCCCAUCACCACACCCAGCACAGGCCCGGCCACCUCCAGCACAGGGCCCGGCACCAGAGCCUCCCUCUCCACCCCCACGCCUGAGCCCAGCACCUCCUCACUGGGCUCCACCCUCAGUUCCUCCAUGGCCACCUCCACAGCCACGGUGUCCUCACAGAAGACCCACACCUCCAGCCCCACGUCGGUCACCACGUCCCCAGGGACCGGGUCCACGGCCUCAGUGACCGUGUCCACGGCCUGUCAGCCUCGCUGUGCCUGGACAGACUGGCUGGACCAGAGCUACCCGAUGCCAGGGGCCUCUGGGGGGGACUUCGAGACCUAUGCUAAUAUCCAGGCGGCUGGUGGGGCCAUCUGCCAGCAGCCUCUGCGGCUGCAGUGUCGGGCCAAGGACCUGCCUGAGGUGGCCCUGCAGGAUCUGGGCCAGGUGGUGCAGUGCCGGCUGGAGGAGGGCCUGGUGUGCCGGAACCGAGACCAGAGUAGCCUGAUGUGCCUCAACUACCAGAUCCGCGUGUUCUGCUGCGACCACAGCCACUGCCCCAGCCCCGCCGGGCCCACGUCCACCACGCCGGCACCCUCAUCCUCCACCAUCAGCACCAGCACUGGCAGGCUGUCAUCGAAGGUCACCACCCAGAUGCACCUCUCCUCCCCAGGGACGAUCAAGAGGGUCUCCACCCCCACCACUCUGACAGGCCCCUCCUCCACGGGGACCACCCAGAGGGUGUACUCCCCCACCCGUGUGACAGGUCCCUCCUCCACGGGGACCACCCAGAGUGUCUACACCUCCACCAGUGUGACAGGUCCCUCCUCCACGGGGACCACCCAGAGGGUCUCUACCCCCACCCGUGUGACAGGCCCCUCCUCCCCUGGGACCACCCAGAGCGUCUCCACCCCUAGUUCCUCUGCCUUCCCGGGGUCCCCACCCAUGACCACCAAGCCAGGCUUGCCCAGUGUCUCUCCAACGACCCGUUUGACUUCCCCCGUAUCGACCUCCCCCGGGGCCCCACCCACCACCCCUUCCUGGUCCGGGGUGACCUCUGGCAGCCAGGGGACCUUCUCCAUCUCCACCGCCUCUCCCAGCCCCACCACAGCCUGCCUUUGCCACGCCUUCGGAAAGUUCCUCCUACCAGGGGACAUCAUCUACAACAAGACCGAUGGAGCAGGCUGCCCCUUCUUAGCCAUCUGCAACCAGCGCUGUGACAUCGACCGCUUCCAGGGCACCUGCCCCACCUCCUCACCCUCGGGGACCUCGGCUUCUGUUGCCCCAGUUCCUGGCUGCGAUCGCACCAUCCCUCCCCGACAGGUGAAUGAGUCCUGGACCCUGGAGGACUGCACGGUGGCUCGGUGCGAGGGUGACAACCGUAUCGUCCUGCUGGGCCCGAAGCCGAUGGGCAACGUUGUCUGCGUGAACGGGCACCUGCCCGUGAGAGUGCAGAGCGGGGACGGGCCCUGUGAUUACAGCUACGAGUGCGAGUGCUCCUGCAGCGGCUGGGGGGACACCCACUACGAGACCUUCGACGGCACCUCCUACUCUUUCCUGGACAAUUGCACCCACGUCCUCAUGCGGGAGAUCCAGCCGCGCCACGGGAACCUCAGCAUCCUCCUGCACAACCACUACUGUGAGGCCGCCGCCAGCUGCCCCCGCGCCCUCAGCGUCCACUAUGAGUCCAUGGACGUCGUCCUCACCACCACCCCUGGCGCCGACGGGCAGGAAGAGAGCCUGAUCCUGUUGGGCCACCUGCGGGUGAGGCAGAGCUUCAGCAAGAACGGCCUGACCGCGACGGUCACGGGGGCCACGGAGAUGAGCAUCGAGAUCCCCGCCGUCGGCGUGAGCGUCACGUUCAACGGGCGGGUCUUCCAGGCCCAGCUGUCCUACAGCCGCUUCAGCUACAACACCGAGGGCCAGUGCGGCACCUGCACCAACAGCCGCAGGGACGACUGUCGCCGGCCCGACGGCACCACGGCGCCCACCUGCCAGGACAUGGCCCGGUCCUGGCUGGUGCCCAGCAGCAGCGGGGAGGGCUGCUGGGCACCCACCGGCCUGCCCCCAGCCCCCAGCCCCCCGUCGCCGGCCCCCAGCACACGCACCUCCACUCCGUGCCCCCCGGAUCCCCUCUGCGCGCUGAUGCUGAGUCCGGUCUUCGCCGGGUGCCACGGCCUCAUCCCCCCCGGCCCGUUCUUCAGCACCUGCGUCAGCGACAGCUGCGGGCCCAGCCGCCCUGACCGCCCUGAAGCGCUCUGCCAGAGCCUGGAGGCCUACUCGGCGCUCUGCCGCGCCCGGGGCGUGUGCCCCGACUGGCGCAACGCCACCAGCGGGCUGUGUGACCUCACCUGCCCGCCCACCAAGGUGUAUAAGCCGUGUGGCCCCGUGCAGCCCAAGUCCUGUGACUCCAGGAGCCAGAGCCCGGCGAGCAGGGGGCUGGCAGAGGGCUGCUUCUGUCCCGACGGCCACAUCCUGUUCAACUCACACACGGACGUCUGCGUGCUCGAAUGCCCCUGCGUGGGACCAGAUGGGUUUCCCAAAUUCCCCGGAGAGCGGUGGGUCAGCAACUGCCAGUCCUGCGUGUGCGAUGAAGGCUCCGUGUCGGUGCAGUGCGCCCCUGUGCGGUGCGAGGCCCGGGACCAGCCACAGGAAUGUGGCCGGGCCGGCUUCGUGGCCCAGACCAGGCCCCUGGCCGACAACCCCUGCUGCAUGGAAACUCUGUGUGUCUGCAACACAAGCACGUGCCCCCGGAGCCCACCCAAAUGUAGGCCGGGAGAGGAGCUGGCUUCCACCCAGGAGGAGGACAGCUGCUGCCCCACUUUCAGCUGCCGGCCUCAGUUGUGCACCUACAACGGCACCGUCUACGGGGUCGGUGCAACCUUCCCCUCGGUCACUCCCUGCCACACGUGCACCUGCCUGUCCGAGGACACCCAUGACCCGACCGUGCAGUGUGAGGAGGAUGCCUGCGACACCACUUGUCCCCGGGGCUUCCAGUACUCGAGGGUGGCCGGGCAGUGUUGCGGGGAGUGCGUGCAGACGGCUUGCCUCACGUCCGACGGCCGGCUGGUCCAGCCCAAUGAGACCUGGAUCAACAGCCUCGUGGACAACUGCACGUUGUACCACUGCCAGGCUGAGAACGGGACCCCUAUGCUGACCCCGACGCCCGUCGCCUGCCCGGACGUGUCCAGCUGCAGGGGCAUCCUCAGGAAAAUCGGCUGCUGCUACUCCUGUGAGGAAGUGGACUCCUGCCAGGUACGCGCCAGCAUGACGGUCCUGCGACACCGGGGCUGCGCCACCCAGGCCGCCAUCAGCGUCCCCUUCUGCGAGGGCUUCUGCCCGGGAGCGUCCCGGUACGCCAUGGGGGCCCGGGCCACGCAGUGCCCGUGCAUCUGCUGCCAGGAGACCAGGGCCCACCAGGAGGUGGUGACCAUGCAGUGUCCCAACGGGACGGCCUUCCAGCAUACCUACACCCACGUGGACGAGUGCAGCUGUGGCCCAUCCUGCAUCUCCUCGGCCCAGGCUCCCGAGGACAGCACCCCCAUCUUCCCGAUCUAUGGGUCCACCGUCUGACGCAUUCUGCCCCCUCCCACACGCCCGCCCCACCUGCCCCACCUGGAGCCAGAACACGCACCACCCAACCACGGAAACUGCGGGAGCCCACGCACACCUUCCGUGGACACCACUGCCCCUGCCCGCUUUACACCUGCCCCAGGUGAAACCCAGGCCCUGAAGGGUGACAGCGUAGUGAGGGUCGGCUUGAGGAGGACCCCAGGCGGGGGCGGAGGCUGCCCUCAGAGCCCCUCCUGCCUGUUUUGGCCACCUGCCUGGCCUUCGGGACCUGACCCUCAUCUGAAACACAAGCACCCACUCCACCCAGGCUCACCCCCGUCCUGGUGUCAGAGGGAUGCCCCGGAGAAAGCUGCACGCCCACCGCCGUGCUGCUCCCACGGCGGGCCUGUGUGCCCUCUGCUGCCCCUCGAAGCCCCGUGGCGCACAGGCGCCCGCUGGCUACACCUCCUGCAGUAGAGCGCAGACUGAGGCCUGUCCAGGCAAGGCCGGCUACCUGCCCACGUCUGGACCCCGGCCCGAGGCUACGAGGGCCAAGGGACGGGCCCCGUCGGCACCCCACAGCACCCCCUCUGCUCACCCAGCCCCAGUCUUUGAAAAUAAACACCGAGCAUCACAUACACUUCCUGGUCCUGGUUCUCCGCUCCAUGUGUGGGCCGGGCUGUCCAGAGCCACACCCCUGCUGGACCCCCGGGAGGGACAGGCGGGGCAAGAGGCCCCCAGGGUCAGUCUUGGGCUGUGGGAGUACUGGCCAGAGUCAGGGGUCAUCCGAAGGUUCAAACACGCGGGUUUUAUAAGGAAGUUGGUUCACAGCUGCAGGAAGACCGGACGAGCCAAUGGGGGGAGGCCCACGGGGGGACACAGAGGGCAUCAGUGUGGGAAGCACUCCCUGCGCCUCUGCGGGGCGUCUCCUUCAGGCGCUUGUCACACGUCAACUUGCUGCGUAUGACCUUCGCUUCUCUCUCCACCGAGGGCAGGGACGGCUGCCUUUCUCUCUGCUGCCCCAUCCAGAGUGGAGAACACUGCCAGCACGGGAUGGGGUGGGACGCGCUGCGGGCAAGGCUGGGGUGGUGCCCCGGCUUGAGCGUCCACGUGGGCAGGGGCAGCUACGAGAGGGCGGGGCUUCCGCCAGGGAGGCAAAGGCGCUGCUGGCCGGGGCCAAGGAAGCCUGGCAAGCGUGUGCGGGGCGGGGGGCUUCUGGGGCCUCCUGCAUCACGUGACCUGCC